Messenger RNA from Salvia splendens (bonfire salvia), 1249 nucleotides. RefSeq names its product ninja-family protein AFP3. Gene Ontology annotation, cellular component: nucleus. The transcript has 2 exons. NCBI's taxonomy places the organism in Eukaryota, Viridiplantae, Streptophyta, Magnoliopsida, Lamiales, Lamiaceae. The record is from RefSeq and is a predicted model, not a curated record. Bases 237 to 1043 code for a protein of 268 amino acids. Gene Ontology annotation, biological process: signal transduction; negative regulation of DNA-templated transcription.
AGUCCUCAAAUCCCUCUCUCCUCCUCGUGCCUUCCUCUCCGUUUCUCCUCUGCAACUAACACCCAAAUCCACGUCAACGGCUACUAGAAUCCGUGGCUUCGCUUCCGUACGUUUUUAUUACUAUAACUUAACAAAAUAGUAGAACAAUUCCAGUUUUCUUUCAUUCAGAUUUGACGCAUUUUUUUCUUGAUAUUUUCCAAACCAGCUAGCUCCGGCAAGUGGGCCCCAUUUCUUCGAUGGAUUGCGCUGAUGGGAAGCGAGAAAGGUUCAGUCUUUGCGGCGGAAUUGUUAUGAAACAGAGCUGCAGUCGAGAUGGAGAAGAGGAAGAAGAAGAGGAACUGGAGCUGAGCUUGGGGCUGUCGAUGAAUGGGAGAUUCGGGGUGGACCCAAUGCGGAAGAGGCUGAAGCGCUCGUCUUCGAUUUCGAAUUUGGGGUUCGACGACGGGCGCGUGGAGGCGCCGCUGGCGAGGACGCGGUCGCUGCCGGCGGAGGUGGAGGAGGAGUGGCGGAGGCGGAAGGAGUUCCAGUCGAUGAGGCGGAUGGCGGCGAGGAAGAAGAGGAUGGAGAAGCUGAGGAAUGUGAGAGUGCAGCACAAGGAGAGUAGUAGUAAUAAUGGGUAUGAACUCUCAUCCUCGCAAGGCUCCAUUGGAUCACAGGGCUCUUCUGGGAUUUCCGAUCUUGAUUUUGAGGGAGGGACCCAAAAGGCCGACGUCCCACCCCCUACGAGCCGGCCAUCACAAGACCAGAGCGAGCAGGAACCCCCAACCCGGGCAGCGUCCAAUAGGGACGCCAAGCCACCGCCUCCUCCUCCUAGCAAGAACCCGAUGUGUGAAAUGCCUUACGUCUCCACCAAGGGAGACGGACCCAACGGCCACAAGAUAGAGGGAUUCUUGUACAGAUAUAAGAAAGGCGAGGAAGUUAGGAUAGUGUGCGUUUGCCAUGGCAUGUUCCUCACGCCGGCUGAAUUCAUCAAGCACGGUGGUGGGGGCAACGUCGAGCACCCCUUGAAGCACAUCGUAGUUAACCCUUUCCCUCUCUUGUAACGCGAAGGCUUAGUUCCGGCAUUGAGUGUUGUUUUCUUCCCUCUCUUGAUGAGUAGAGCUGAUGAAGAACGAUCAAUGCUUUGUAAUUCGAUGACAUUGUAUGCUACUCUUCUUCUUUCCAAAUUCCUCCCUUUUUAAUUUGUUUUGUAAGAAUUUUAUUUUCGGUUUUGAUUUUAAAUAUGUAUUUGAUUAUUUUUGUUGACUAA